Gymnogyps californianus (California condor) is the source of this 2901-nucleotide messenger RNA. Its product is annotated as arf-GAP with SH3 domain, ANK repeat and PH domain-containing protein 2-like. NCBI's taxonomy places the organism in Eukaryota, Metazoa, Chordata, Aves, Accipitriformes, Cathartidae. Gene Ontology annotation, cellular component: cytoplasm. The record is from RefSeq and is a predicted model, not a curated record. Gene Ontology annotation, biological process: positive regulation of GTPase activity. Gene Ontology annotation, molecular function: protein binding; GTPase activator activity.
AUGGCGGCCCUCAUCUCAGUGUGCGACUUUGUGCGGCAGGCACAGGAAGACCUCAGCUCGCCCACCACCUCUGCCUUCGCCAGCCACAUGGGCCGCUGCAAGGCCACUGCCAACAGCCUGGAGGAGGCCUUGGAUGCCGACCGAGCCGUGCUGCAGAAGAUGAGGAAAGCAGCCAAGGCGGAGCACAGCUGUGGACAAGACCUCAUCAGCCACCUCGAAGCCCACAUCGCUGCCCAGGAGAAGUUCUCAGCCAACUACCAGCUGGAGGGCGAGGAGCAGCUGGCCAGUGCCUUUAGCACCUUUGCUGCCUUCUCCCGGGAGCUGCUGACCGCUGUCAGGAGCCUGUGGCAGAGUUUGUACCACAACAUUAACUUUUCCCUGGAGUCAUUAAUAAAGGGUGACAUGAAAGACCUCAAAGGGGAGUUCAAGAAGCCCUUUGAGAAGGCCUGCAAAGACUAUGAGAGCAAACUCGCCAAGAUCGAGAAGGAGAAGCGCGAGCUGGCGAAGCAGCAUGGCAUGGUGCGGAACGAGGUGAGCGGGGGGGAGAUUGCCGAGGAGAUGGAGAAGGAGCGCAGGACCUUCCAGUUGAACAUGUGUGAGUAUCUAAUCAAAGUGAACGAGAUCAAAACCAAGAAAGGGAUUGACCUGCUGCAAAACCACAUCAAGCACUGCAGCUCACAGUUCAAUUUUUUCCAGGAAUGUUUAAACACAACGGCAAAACUUAAGAAGUUUACAGAGACACUCAUCCCAGAGCUGCAGAGUAUGAAGAUCAGGCAGGACGAGGAGAAGAAGCAGCUCUGCUCCCUUCGGGAUCAGCUGAAAACAGCGUUGCAGCUGGAGCAGAAAGAGGACCCUGGGAACAAGCAGGCAGGGUACAACAUGCACCAGCUGCAAGGGAACAGGCAGUAUGGCACAGAGAAGUCAGGGACCCUCUUCAAGAAAAGCGAUGGGUUGAGAAAAGUCUGGCAGAAGAGGAAAUGCACCAUCAGCAAUGGCUACCUGACCAUCUCUCACAGCAUGCCCAACCGCCCACCAGCCAAGCUGAAUUUACUGACCUGCCAGGUGAAGCCGAACAUGGAUGACAAGAAAUGCUUCGAUCUGGUUUCCCACAACCGCACGUACCGCUUCCUGGCAGAGGAUGAGCAGGACUGUGUCGCCUGGGUGUCCGUCCUCAGCAACAGCAAGGAGGAGGCGCUGAACGUGGCUUUCAGCAAAGCGCAGGGCGGAGGGGAGAGCAGCUGGGAGGAGCUGACCCGGGCCAUCAUCGAGGAGGUCAGAGGCAUGCCCAGGAACAGGGAGUGCUGCGACUGCUCAGCCCCAGAUCCCACUUGGCUCUCCGUUAACUUGGGCAUCCUGAUCUGCAUCGAGUGCUCUGGGAUUCACAGAGAGAUGGGCGUGCACCUCUCCCGCAUCCAGUCGCUGUCUCUGGACAAGCUGGCAACCUCUGAAUUGCUGCUGGUGAGGAAUAUUGGCAACUCUGGCUUCAACGACAUCAUGGAAGCGAAUCUCCCCAGCUUUUCCCUGAAGCCCACAGUGCACAGUGACAUGGCCUUUCGGAAAAAUUUCAUCAUUUCCAAGUAUGUCGAGAAGAAAUAUGCCAAGAGGAGCCCUGCUGCUCAGUGCUCCAGCCUCCCAGAAGCCGUGAAGGACAAGGACAUCUUUUCUUUGCUCCAAGCGUAUGCAGAGAACGUGGAUUUGAGUGAGCCUGUGCUGGCACCUCUGCAGGAACCUGGGGAGACCAUUCUCCACCUGGCAGUGCUGUUGUCUGAUCGAACCUCUUUGCAUAUUGUCGAUUUUCUUGUCCAGAACAGCAGGAGCCUGGCACAGCGGACGGCGGAGGGAAACACGCCGCUUCACUACUGCUGCUCUCACAACAAACCUGAGUGUGUCAAACUGCUGCUGAAGGCCAAAGCCAACAUCACCAUCACUAACAAAGUGGGAGAGACGGCCCUGGAUGUUGCCAGGAGGAUGAGACAUCCCCUGUGUGAAGAGCUGCUGCUGCAGGCCCAGAGCAACCAGUUCAACCCCCAUGUCCACGUGGAGUAUGAGUGGUGGCUGGGCCAAGAUGACAUGUAUGAGAGUGAUGAAGACCUGGAUGAGAAGCUGGGUCCUGUGAAGAGGGGGUCUGCCCGUCCCCAGAGCUGCUGCCACCCCCCUGCUUCUGCCCCCAGGCUGGAAGCAGCAGGGACAGUGCCCUGGGGGGGCUGGCCGGACAGCUGCCCCCCGCCAGCCGCCCACCUCUGCAGCCUGGACGUGCCACCGGCCCCCUUACCACCUCCAGUCCCGCCCCAGCGGGCAAAGCCAGCUCCCCAGGGAGCACAUCCACCCUUCCUUACCAGCUCGUCCGUCUUUGCUGAGGACACAAGAAGCAGGAGUAGCCCACCCCUGCCUCUGAGCAUCAAGCACAAGCGCACAUCCUCGGAGCCAGUGCCUUGGGUACCGCUCAGCUCUGAGCAGCCCAGCCCAACCAGCCUGGCUUCAGGUGCCCUGAAAGACAUGGACACCCUCUGCACGCCUGACCCCAGCAAAGCUGGACAGCCUGGCCCACAUCAAUCCCUCCAGGAGCCAGAUCCAUGUUCUGGCCGUGCCUGGGAUGUCCCACCUCUUCUUCCUCGGAGGAGCAGUUUGAACAGACUGCUGCUCCGCAGGGUCCGUGCUCUCUAUGACUGCGAUGCUGACCAGGAAGAUGAGCUGACUUUCCGCACAGGCGAGAUCAUUGUGGUGUCUGAAAAGGAGGACAGCAACUGGUGGAAAGGGUGGAUUGAAGGACAGCCUCACAGGCAAGGUGUCUUCCCCGCUUCAUUUGUUCACGUGCUCAAUGAGUAGGAGCCUCUUCAAUUCAAGAAGGAAGAUCUGAUCAGCUGCUUAAAAUGCAAUUCCCCAAGCUCCCAUCUGCACCGA